Messenger RNA from Chlorocebus sabaeus (green monkey), 1051 nucleotides. NCBI's taxonomy places the organism in Eukaryota, Metazoa, Chordata, Mammalia, Primates, Cercopithecidae. The record is from RefSeq and is a predicted model, not a curated record.
AUUCUGGUAGACAUAAAUUUUGGGGGACACUAUUCAAUCCAAUAUACCAUUCAUUAUGAAGUAGCACCUGAAAAUAUGUAUGGUCUCUGGUGUUGAUUAGGUUAUCCUUUUGUGAAAAUUAGUUUGGAAAUGAACAGAACAGCAAGCUAACUUGACUUUUUUUUGUUUGGGUGGUUCUUUAAGUUAAAAUAAUUCACACCCACUUUUUUAUUUUUGUUUUGUUUUGUUUUUUUCAUACUACUAAGAAAAAGGCAGAGAGAUCUGUGGACAGGAAAGUGUUGGCAGAGCCUUAUCCUUCUCAAUUCUGACUUGCAUGUCUGCUUUUAAUCUAGAGCCAAAUAACUAUCGGAUCAUGCAUGGCCGGGCAGUAAAUGGCAGCCAGUUGGGAAAGGAUUACAUCCAGCUGAAGAGCCUGUUGCAGCCCAUCCGGAUUUAUUCCAGAGCCAGCUUAUAUGGCCCUAAUAUUGGGCGGCCGAGGAAGAAUGUCAUCGCCCUCCUAGAUGGAUUCAUGAAGGUGGCAGGAAGUACAGUAGAUGCAGUUACCUGGCAACAUUGCUACAUUGAUGGCCGGGUGGUCAAGGUGAUGGACUUCCUGAAAACUCGCCUGUUAGACACACUCUCUGACCAGAUUAGGAAAAUUCAGAAAGUGGUUAAUACAUACACUCCAGGAAAGAAGAUUUGGCUUGAAGGUGUGGUGACCACCUCAGCUGGAGGCACAAACAAUCUAUCAGAUUCCUAUGCUGCAGGAUUCUUAUGGUUGAACACUUUAGGAAUGCUGGCCAAUCAGGGCAUUGAUGUCGUUAUACGGCACUCAUUUUUUGACCAUGGAUACAAUCACCUCGUGGACCAGAAUUUUAACCCAUUACCAGUAAGUGUUGGAUAAAGAUUCCCAACUCCUUUUCCAUAUCAUUCAGUUAUUUUGAUCAUGCCUUGUUCCAUACUAGGAGAAUAUUUUUCCUUUUGCUGUUACCAGUUAAUUUCAUUAAUUGAACAGUAACAUUCUUGUCUUCGUUCCCUUGAUCCAUUUCACAGACUUUUGGCUUCACCACAC